AUGAAUGAAAAUGAUCACUGUGAAAUAUUUGAUUUCAUUGUUGAUCCUGAAUGGAAAGAUGUUAGAGCAGAGAUUGCAACAAAUACUCUCGUAUAUCAUUAUCUAAUUGAAUCUAGAACUUUUGAAGAUAAGCUAAAAGGAUCGUAUGUAUUAAUCGUUCAUGAAAAAGUAUUAAAGUAUUAUGAAAAAGAUAUAUCAUCAGAAGACUAUGAAGUGCUUAAGAAAAAAUAUCCAGAAAA
Molecule: messenger RNA, 239 nt
Organism: Funneliformis caledonium
Lineage: Eukaryota; Fungi; Glomeromycota; Glomeromycetes; Glomerales; Glomeraceae
Source: the annotation of a GenBank genome assembly